AUGCAGUUCUCCAUGUUCAAGACCCUGGCAGCGGCCUUGACGCUUGGCAGCACUGCCUUUGCCACCAUCACCGGACCAUUCUACAUUACCAUUGUGCCCGAAGAUGGCUCAGCGUCUUAUCCAUCUACCAUUGCGACGGUAUCUCGAGGUGCCCAGAUCUUGUCAUCAGCAUUGGAGUAUGAGCAGCAAUUCACAUUCAACGAAACCUCGGGUCGCCUCUACAAGGCCGACGAGCCAACCAACGGCAGCGGCGCAUUAAACGUCGGCGCCCCCUUCCUCUUCAGCCAGACCUCGGGCGCUGCGCUGACGCAGGUCACCGUCGACGGCGAGACGUACUUGGUGCAGGCCGGUACCAGCGACAUUUACCAAUGGUGGAGCACGCCGACGACUACUGGUCUGGCCGUGCAGGUCAACUUUGAGGGCGUCGGUUCUGAUGACGCCAAUGCGGCUCUCCGAGUGGACGUCGAGUCAACUUGA
Messenger RNA from Pestalotiopsis fici W106-1, 477 nucleotides. RefSeq lists its product as uncharacterized. Bases 1 to 477 code for a protein of 158 amino acids. The record is from RefSeq and is a predicted model, not a curated record. Lineage: Eukaryota; Fungi; Ascomycota; Sordariomycetes; Amphisphaeriales; Sporocadaceae. The transcript has 2 exons.